AUGGGAAAUUGUUAAACUCAUUGUUAUCAAAAGAGUGCUAGUUAAGUGAAUAGCGUUGAUUGCACUAAAUUAAUCAUUCAUGUGAAAACGUGGCAAAAAGAGGCCUUCUCAUUGUUCGAUUAUGAGAAUGCUGCCAAUGUGUAAGAACAAACCUUUUAGAUUAAUUCAGAUGGUUAUUUGGUGGGUCGAAACUAAGUGGAAUGGACUGAAAAUGAAUCUAUCAUCAAGGAUUAACUUUGCAAGAUAAAGAAAAAAAAUGAAAAUUACUACUUAGUAAAUUCCUUCGUAAUGAAUGAGGAUUAGAAAUCAGUAAUUUAAGAAAACGAAGAAUGUCAUACUAUUGGAAAUAAAACUGUGUCUGGCAAAAUAGGUAACAAAAUUUGGAAGGUGAUUCAUGAAAAUGGAAUUCCCCUAAAGGAAGGGGAUGUAAUCAAAUUAGGAAGAGUCAAAUUCACUAUCCGAUCUAUUGUUUUGGAUGUUCAACAUGUUCAAUCCAUUUUGGAGUUCGAAUCACAAUAAUCAAGUGUCUCUGAUUAAUAGAUGUGUAGGAUCUGUUGUUCCUCUUAGUAAACUGCUAAGAAUCCUCUUUUGAAUCCUUGUAAAUGUAGUGGGUCUAUCAAGUACAUUCAUUUGGAAUGUUUAAAGACUUGGUUGAGAAUGAAAUUAGAAAAUCGACAAAGCGAAAAUUGUACUGUUUAUUUGUGGAAGAACUUGGAAUGUGAGUUGUGCAAAUUCAAUUUUCCACCUAAGUUCAAAAGUGAUGAUGCCUACUAUGAUUUGAUUGAAUUGAGUAAGCCAAAUGAUUACCCUUAUUUAAUGAUGGAAUUCACCAAUAAAUAAGGCUAAUAAAUUGAAUGGAAUAACAGUUCGGGUGUCUAUAUUGUUAAAUUCUCGAACUCCAGAGACCUUCGACUUGGAAGGUCCAAUGAUACUGAUGUUAGGGUUAAUGAUAUAUCAGUAAGCAGGAAUCACGCUCGACUUUUUGUUUCUGAUAAUUAAGUUUAUCUUUUCGAUAAUCAUUCUAAAUUUGGCACACUAUAAUAAAUAAGAGAAGAAAAAUUAUAAAUUUAAAGAGGCCUGGAAGUUUAAAUUGGAAGAAGCCUAAUUUCCUUUUAAUGA
Paramecium tetraurelia is the source of this 1119-nucleotide messenger RNA. RefSeq lists its product as uncharacterized. The transcript is spliced from 4 exons. The record is from RefSeq and is a predicted model, not a curated record. Gene Ontology annotation, molecular function: protein binding; zinc ion binding. Lineage: Eukaryota; Ciliophora; Oligohymenophorea; Peniculida; Parameciidae.